GCAAAUAAGGUUUUAACCCGAUUGCAAAUACGUGCAUCAACUAUUUGAGCUGUAAAACUUGUGCUAUCGACGACGAUAUGGCUGGAUUGAUCCAACGACACGGUUCCGUCCUCGCACGUCGAUUUCUCACCAGUGGACAGAAAAUUGCCCGCUGCAGAUUUCUGCCACUCUCGGCCAGAAUGCACACCAGCAGCCAGCUGGCGAAGCUGGUUUCCUUCAAUCUGUCCGACAUCGGUGAAGGCAUCCGGGAGGUGACCGUUAAGGAGUGGUACGUCAAAGAGGGAGACACCGUGGAGCAGUUCGAUAAUCUGUGCGAAGUGCAGAGUGACAAAGCGUCGGUUACCAUUACCAGCCGGUACGAGGGUAAAAUCGUAAAGUUACACAAACAAGUGGACCAAAUCGCCCUUGUUGGUAGUCCACUGCUGGAUUUCGAUGUAGAAGACGAAGCAGACAGCGAGAGCAGUAGCAGCAGCUCGGAAUCGGAUGAAGAGGUGCUUGAACAAGGCCAACAGGCAAUGGUUGCGGCGGGACACGGACAGACCAUGGUUGCUUUAACCUCCAGUGGUAAAGUACUUGCUACGCCCGCGGUUCGCCGGAUAGCCAUGGAACAUAAAGUUGACCUACAUAAGGUGAAACCGACCGGACGAAAUGGGCGUGUCCUAAAAGGGGAUGUUCUGGAGUAUUUGAAUAUCAUUCCUGCCGGAACUGUGAAACCACAUCCUACAUUGUUGAGUGCACAACCACCCGCGACCGCCCGUUUGGUAGAUGAAGAUAAGACACCGGCGGAAACGGUUGUACCACUGAAGGGAGUUGCAAAAAUAAUGGUUAAAUCAAUGACCGAAUGUCUGAAAAUACCGCACUUUGCGUAUAGUGAUGAGAUUGAUGUUUCCAAAUUGGUUAAAAUUCAAAAGAGUCUAAAAGAAGAAGCAUUAGCUCAGGGAGUGAAGCUAACCUUCACGCCCUUCUUUGUGAAAGCCGCAUCCAAUGCUCUUAAGCAAUUUCCCAUUCUGAACAGCUCAUUCGAUGAAGCCAAUGAGAGUUUGAUCUACAAAUCAUACCAUAAUAUUAGCAUCGCAAUGCAUACCCCGCAAGGCUUGGUGGUACCGAACGUAAAGAACGUUGAACGAAAGUCGAUCCUCGAAAUUGCGGUCGACAUAAACGCCCUUCAAGAGCGAGGAAUGAACGGUACCCUCAAGCCAAGUGAUUUCGCCAACGGAACGUUCUCCCUUUCAAACAUUGGAAUGGUCGGCGGUACCUAUACUCACCCGUGCAUCCUAGCGCCACAGGUGGCGAUCGGUGCUAUCGGUCAAACUCGGCUGCUGCCGCGAUUCGACGCCAACGGGAACGUAAUUGCGGCCAAUAUCAUGACGGUCAGCUGGUCAGCAGACCACCGAGUCAUCGAUGGUGUUACGAUGGCCAGCUUCUCGAAUGCCUGGAAAAAAUGGCUCGAAAAUCCACAUCUCUUCCUGCUGGCAGCCAAGUAGGCGUCGGAACCAAAAGCGAGCCCCUGCCCACGAUGAUCGAUUCGCAGAUAUUUGUGCAUGCGUAAAUUUAGUUUAUUAUAUUCCUGAAACAUCGAUAAAAUUGGAAAUUUACCCAUGCGCAAGUGUUGGCACACGUUGGGCAUCGCUAGCAAGAACGCUAAAUCUGAAACGAUUGCAUUUAGGAGCAAGUUCUAAGCCAAUAUUGCAUUUACAUUUACUAAAUCACUUCGUUUAUGUGAGAGAUUUUUACUUUUUUCUAUGUAGUUAGGAUGUUCUCAAACUUGAGCCAUAAGAACGUGAAACGUUUCAAAGCAGGUCUGUAUAUAUAAUAGGAAAUAAAUUGACUUGAAGCAGUGCGGUAAAUUUUUAUUCCGAAUUAAAACAUACGAAAUCGAUUAAAAAAUGUUGUUGA
Sabethes cyaneus is the source of this 1896-nucleotide messenger RNA. RefSeq names its product lipoamide acyltransferase component of branched-chain alpha-keto acid dehydrogenase complex, mitochondrial (gene Dbct). Lineage: Eukaryota; Metazoa; Arthropoda; Insecta; Diptera; Culicidae. Gene Ontology annotation, molecular function: acetyltransferase activity; lipoic acid binding. Bases 78 to 1484 code for a protein of 468 amino acids. The record is from RefSeq and is a predicted model, not a curated record. The transcript has 4 exons. Gene Ontology annotation, cellular component: cytoplasm; mitochondrion.